This is a messenger RNA of Lates calcarifer (barramundi perch), 2268 nucleotides long. It is a transcript of the gene cldn8.1, whose product is annotated as claudin 8.1. Gene Ontology annotation, cellular component: bicellular tight junction; plasma membrane. The transcript has a single exon. Gene Ontology annotation, biological process: cell adhesion; bicellular tight junction assembly. The record is from RefSeq and is a predicted model, not a curated record. The coding region runs from base 146 to 919 and encodes 257 amino acids. Gene Ontology annotation, molecular function: structural molecule activity. NCBI's taxonomy places the organism in Eukaryota, Metazoa, Chordata, Actinopteri, Centropomidae.
GACAGCACAGGUGAACCUGGUUCUCCUCCUCCUUCACUGGGAUGCAAAGCCACUCCAUACAGGGAAUCUACUGCAUCAAGCUAUAGUCACACUGUGUCUGCACAUAAAUGUACGUAUGAGCUUUGAGGAAUAAGAAAAGGACAGGAUGGCCAACGGAGCACUGGAGAUAGUGGCUCUCUUAUUGACGCUGAUUGGGCUGAUUGGAGCAGCAGCAAGCACUGGGAUGCCUAUGUGGCGAGUCACCGCUUUCAUUGGGGAGAAUAUCAUUGUGUUUGAGACUCGUUACGAAGGUCUGUGGAUGAAUUGCUUCCGACAGGCCAAUAUCAGGAUGCAGUGUAAGGUGUACGACUCUCUCUUGGCCCUGUCCCCUGAUCUACAGGCAGCACGGGGGCUCAUGUGCUGCGCUCUGGCGCUGGGUGGCCUCGGUCUACUGAUCAGUUUGGUGGGGAUGCAGUGCACGUCAUGUAUCCAAAACAACGAUAGAGCUAAGCGCCUGGUCCUCAUCAUUGCAGGAACCAUGGUCGUAAUGGCUUGCAUCUGCGUCAUUAUCCCUGUGUCGUGGACGGGUCAUGUCAUCAUCAGGGACUUCUACAACCCCUUGCUGAUUGAUGCUCAGCGCAGGGAGCUCGGAGAAGCUCUGUACAUCGGCUGGGUGGCCUCUGCUUUCUUGUUUGCUGGGGGAUGCAUGUUUAUUUGCUGCAAUGUGCAGUCCGAAGACAAAGCUUCAGAGAGGUACAUGUACUCCAGAGCCUCCGACUACAUGACCUAUCCCCCACAGCCUCUACAGCCCCUACAGCCUCAGCAGCUGGUGAUGAUCCCUCAACCACGUCCACAGCCAAUGCUGUCCAGACACCCAUCAACUAUCUAUACCUACAACUCCAGACAGCCCUCCAUACACAGUGGGGUGGCUUAUCUCUGAACAAUUGAGGUAAUGAUGAUCAGUAAUGGUCACUAUAUGCAAGGGAAUUUCUUUUACAUAUGGAUCUGCUUGGCAGUGCAAUCUACAAUACAUUUCAAAUGUAAAAAUAUGUAAUUCUAGCCCAAGUUUAAUGAGCACAUUCAAUGCGAAUGCAAAUGGAUCUGUUUUAUAUGGAUAUCUGUUUUAAAUCACCUCUUCUCAUUCAUUAUAUGAGGAGUACUUAAUGUUUUGUUAAAGAGGACUAGUUACUUCAUAUCAACCUAUAACAUAAUUAUAACCUUACCUGUGUAAACCAAUGAUUUCCAUAACUAUUUUGUGUGGUGUAUUAUCAACUUUUAUACUGACAGCUUUCUUUUUGUAUAUUAGGUUAACAAUUUUGUAUAUGUAUGUUGUAUAUAACAAUUAAUGCAACAGUUAACCACAGAGUAAUGUGGCAUCCAGUGUAUUUGUGUUUACUGUUAAAAAUGAAAUUUGUUGUUGGCACAUAUUAUUAAGCUGUGCAGUAAGAAAGACAGUUAAUACUUGUGUUUCGACCCAAUUUCCUUCAACCUUCAACAUAAACUAUGCUUGAGCCAAGAGCCCAACCCUCUCAGUUUUAACCAGUUUUAACUAGUUUCAAACAGUAUUAGAUACGUGAUACACAAAGUAAAACCAAGGCAGAUGUGUUACAGGUACUGUACUUAAGACAAUAAAUAAUGUAUAUUGGUGACUGAUCAUGAGUUACAGAGACAUUUGAGUCUAAAACUCAAAACAUUGUGUGUAUGUCUGUUUAACAGAAAACAAUAGUAAGUCUUUGUUGAGGUUUGGUGUGAUGCCCUGGAGCCCUUGUGAAUUGAUGGUACUGAGCAAACAUGAGAUGCAGGUUUAAGACUGCUUGUUUAAGGUGUGGACUCAGUGGCAACUUAGCCAGAGAGCUUUGUGUUUACAAAGAAGCCAGAUGGAGAUGACCUGACAGCACGAUCAUGUGAUCAGAAUUUGCAAGUCACUUUGAAUGUAAUGGAAAUAGUUCACGAAUUCAUUUCCUGGUUGACUCCAGCUCCAUAUGUUUGAGCAAUGAAAGAACAUGUCUAUCUCAGUUCAGUCAAGUCCAUUAGCUCUUGAACUACUUAGUCAACUCAUUUCACUUUCACAGAGUUCAAAAGCAAACUGCAGUUUAAAUUAAAAUUGUAGAAUGUCAAUGUUGUCUUUAAUGUUGCUUAAGGUUAAACUGAAAUGACGGAUGUUUGUCAAUGUUAUGUCUACUCAGCAGUUAUAAAGUUAUGGAAUAUAUGUUAUUAUUAUUUGUUAUAUGAAAUGUUAACUUGUGGUUUUUUAAAAAUAAAAAUCUAUAUCUGGUCCUCAACAAUCAA